Messenger RNA from Antechinus flavipes (yellow-footed antechinus), 1375 nucleotides. RefSeq names its product replication termination factor 2 (gene RTF2). The record is from RefSeq and is a predicted model, not a curated record. The coding region runs from base 61 to 981 and encodes 306 amino acids. Gene Ontology annotation, biological process: site-specific DNA replication termination at RTS1 barrier; mitotic DNA replication termination. The transcript is spliced from 9 exons. Lineage: Eukaryota; Metazoa; Chordata; Mammalia; Dasyuromorphia; Dasyuridae. Gene Ontology annotation, cellular component: nucleus.
UUGUUGACUCUGGCGACGACCGGUAGGGCAAACUGCGGAAACGAAUAGUACUGAAGAGAGAUGGGCUGCGAUGGGGGCACGAUUCCCAAAAGGCACGAGCUGGUGAAGGGACCGAAGAAGGUGGAAAAGGUGGACAAAAAUGCUGAAUUAGUGGCCCAAUGGAACUAUUGUACAUUAAGUCAAGAAAUUCUAAGAAGACCAAUAGUAGCUUGUGAACUUGGCAGACUUUAUAACAAAGAUGCAGUCAUUGAGUUUUUAUUGGACAAAUCUAAUGACAAAGCUCUUGGACAGGCAGCAUCUCACAUUAAGAGCAUUAAGAAUGUGACAGAGCUGAAGCUCUCUGAUAAUCCAUCCUGGAGUGGUGAUAAAGGAAAUACAAAAGGUGAUAAAUAUGAUGACCUCCAGCGUGCUCGAUUUAUUUGCCCUGUUGUAGGUCUGGAGAUGAAUGGUCGGCACAGGUUUUGCUUCUUACGCUGCUGUGGUUGUGUAUUUUCUGAACGAGCCUUGAAGGAAAUCAAAGCUGAAGUUUGUCAUACAUGUGGUGUUCCUUUUCAAGAAGAUGAUGUCAUUGUACUUAAUGGCAAUAAAGAGGAUGUAGAUGUAUUAAAGAAGAGAAUGGAAGACAGACGACUGAAAAUGAAAUUGGAAAAGAAAUUCAAGAAGCCCAAGGCGGUAGAAUCAGCUUCUAAGUCAGAUGUCACCAAAGAAUCUCCAGGACCAUCAAAAGUUAAGGGUUUAAAAUAUGAAGAACCAAGUUUAAAUUCUAAAGAGAAGAAACUCACUUCUAGUCAGAAAACUGCAGGAACAAAUGGAAAUUCUUCAGGAAAAAUCAAUAAAUCAUCUUCUGGAACCACCAAGAGAUCCAUAGCAGACAGUGAAGAAUCAGAAGCCUACAAAUCUAUUUUUACAACACACAGCUCAGCCAAACGCUCUAAGGAAGAAUCUUCCAAUUGGGUUACUCACACAUCAUAUUGCUUCUAAAAUACUAUUCUGUAUGACUGCAGCUUCUCUUCCCUAAGGAAGAAUAGUUUUCACAUAGACUAGCCAUUGUAAUCUGAUAUCUGGUUUGUUAUAUUUUGAAAAGUGUUUAUAAAUUUUGCCCCCCUUGUCUGUUUGAAGUAUAAUAGUUGUAAUUAUUGAGUGUGUAGGAAAAAUGGUAGAUGCUCAGAUAAUUGAAAAUUUAAAUAUUCUCCAAGCCUAUUUUUGGAGAAUAUUAAAACUGUUAAAACAUUAAAUGCUUAAAGGAGAUUUUUAUUUCAUCUUGACUUUUGAAGUUUUAAUUUACAUCAAAAUAAUUAAAAUUUAACAAUACGCUUUUUCAUUUUAAAUCUCAGAUACAGUUUAAGUUCAAAUAAAGUAUAUACCAAUAAUAAAA